AUGCUCCCGAAAAGCACAGGCAGCCGCUACCCCACAAGAUCGAAUGUGGCAACAGGGCCUUCGAUCACUGCUGCUACCACCCCCCCAGGAGUGUCGUGCCUGUUGAGCGACCCCGCCCAAGCGACCCCGCCUAGUGCAGUGGACAGCGUGGACUCGAACAGCGUCGAUCCUGAAGCUGCCCCGACUGACAAAAACAACAAUGAGGCGGACUCUGCAGGAGAUCCAUCCAUCAGGCGAGCCGGUGGACGGGCAAAGCUGAAUAGCUUGGCUCGGGCAUUCCCAAAACCUCCCGGCCAGGGGCCACCAACAGCUUGGGCCCUGGAUGAGGAUGCCGCUGUCAUUGCCAUGCACGAUCAUGGAGAGAGGUGGGAACAGAUUAGUCAGCAUUUACCUGGCCGCACUCCCAAGGCAUGCGAAUGCCGGUACGCCUUCCUCCGACACCGGCCUGAGUGGAACGAGAGCUGGAAGAACAGCAUAGCGUACUGGUAUCAGCAAUACAAGUCGGAGCUUUGGGCUCACGUAAGCGAGAAAACACGUCUUCCCGAGCGCGAUAUCGAAGCCCUGGUGUGGCACCUUGGACCAUGGGAGAUCGCGCGCCGCGCAGCAGCUGCACAACACAUAGCUUGA
This is a messenger RNA of Aspergillus luchuensis, 627 nucleotides long. Its product is annotated as SANT/Myb-like DNA-binding domain-containing protein. The record is from RefSeq and is a predicted model, not a curated record. The coding region runs from base 1 to 627 and encodes 208 amino acids. The transcript has 2 exons. NCBI's taxonomy places the organism in Eukaryota, Fungi, Ascomycota, Eurotiomycetes, Eurotiales, Aspergillaceae.